AUCAGUAAAUACGGUAUUUAGGAUACCGUUUCGGUGGUCCUCUAUCAAACUUUUUCCACUGUGCUCAGCACCACGCACACGCAUGGAUAAUAAUUAUGUUGCGUCGGCUGGUCGAGCUGUGCUCGAAAUGAUGCAGCGUGAAUGGGAGCCUCUUUCUCAAGAUGAACUGGAGCAGCGAUUGGACCAAGCUGUGGAAGAUAUUCUGGAAGCUGACCUCCUAGCAAAGGUUCAGGCCCAGCCCGGACCAAUCUACCUACAACUGUCUCAGCUGGUGGAAGAACCUCAACUGCAAAACCAAAUUCGGUCGACAACAGAACUUGCAACACUUUCUCAUGUAGAAGAGGAGUCUGAAUUUCAACAGUCAACUGAUGCUGAGGAAAACGCUGCAGUUCAGUACAUUACAGAUCUCCUCCAGAAUUCAAACUCAAGAUACAAUCAGAGCCGUAUGGCAGGACGUGCCCGCUUAUCCCUGUCCCACACUGUUCUCCUGUCCCUCACCCUCCUCUCCAAGCGCCUCAGCUAUCGCUCUGUGUCUACCAGUUUCCGCCUGGAGAAAGGAAACAUCCAUAGGAUCUUCUUUUCCUUUUGUGAGCGUGUGAACACACUUGAGGACCAACAAAUUAGAUGGCCGACUGGCAUUGAUGCUGUUGAAAACCUCCCCCCCCUCUCCAGCCUGCUGGGGAAAGCCAAUGGCCUGGAAGAGAAGGGUGUCCCCAGGGUCCUGGGAGUCUUGGGGCACACCCGCAUCCCCAUCCGCCUGCCAAUUGGCAAACAGGAUGUGGAGAGCAUGGUGACAGAGGUAAAGAGGAUAAAGAAGGAGGCCCAUCCCGACUCCUGGCUGAACCUGGAGCUGGUUUGUAACCAUACAGGCAGGUUGAUACACUGCAGAAUCAGCAAGGGAUCAGACCUGGACAGAGCCAGUGCUCUGAGGGACAAACUCAAACAGCUCCCUGAGAUGAUGCCCCCAGAGACCUGCCUAGUGGCUAGAGUUGGAUAUCCAGCCUCUGUCCAGAUAUUGACCCCGUACGUAGUGGGCCGUGGCCCCAGGGGAAAUCUUUACAACAGGACCCUGGAAGCCCAUUUUUACCUCCUGGAUCAGGCUGUGGCUGACCUGAAAGCCAGAUUCGAAAGGCUCAGGUAUUUGGACAUGGGGAACUAUGAGAGAGCCAAAGCAGUUGUCCUGACUGCCUGCAUACUCCACAAUGUAUUUCUGGACAUGGGGGAAGUGGUCAAGGGACAGGUUGAGAGGGAGGCUGGGACACAAGAGGGAGAGGGGGAGUGUGAUGAGGAGGGUGUGAGGAGAAGGGAAGCCAUCGCAGAUCUGCUGUACAAAGAGUUGGAUUCUGGAAGUACGUAAAGUGAUUUAUAAUUUUUGUGUUUGUAUUGAGAUAAACAGCAUUUAUAUUGUAUAUUUUAUUAAAAGGAAGAGUGUCACAGCAA
Coregonus clupeaformis (lake whitefish) is the source of this 1440-nucleotide messenger RNA. RefSeq lists its product as uncharacterized. The record is from RefSeq and is a predicted model, not a curated record. Bases 83 to 1357 code for a protein of 424 amino acids. The transcript has 3 exons. Lineage: Eukaryota; Metazoa; Chordata; Actinopteri; Salmoniformes; Salmonidae.